Messenger RNA from Pelobates fuscus (common spadefoot toad), 795 nucleotides. RefSeq names its product small nuclear ribonucleoprotein polypeptide E (gene SNRPE). Gene Ontology annotation, biological process: spliceosomal snRNP assembly; mRNA splicing, via spliceosome. Gene Ontology annotation, molecular function: RNA binding. NCBI's taxonomy places the organism in Eukaryota, Metazoa, Chordata, Amphibia, Anura, Pelobatidae. The record is from RefSeq and is a predicted model, not a curated record. The transcript has 5 exons. Gene Ontology annotation, cellular component: U5 snRNP; U4/U6 x U5 tri-snRNP complex; U1 snRNP. Bases 123 to 401 code for a protein of 92 amino acids.
UGUCGCAAUUUCCGGUUAGCAGGCUUGCCGCGCCUUUCCUUUAGUCCUAUGAACUCCCAGCUUUCCUUCUAGUUUUGUUCUUUCCGGUUCCAGUCGCGUUCGCUCUCCGUACGAUAGACAAUAUGGCAUACCGGGGACAGGGGCCGAAGGUCCAGAAAGUGAUGGUCCAGCCCAUCAACCUUAUUUUCAGGUAUCUACAGAAUAGGUCACGAAUUCAAGUGUGGCUGUAUGAACAGGUGAACAUGCGUAUAGAAGGAUGCAUCAUUGGAUUUGAUGAGUAUAUGAAUUUAGUUUUGGAUGAUGCAGAAGAACUCCACUUGAAAACAAAGGCUCGCAAGCAACUUGGCCGUAUUAUGCUGAAAGGAGACAACAUCACAUUGUUGCAAAGUGUCAUGACUUAAGGAAUCCUGUUUUUGUCAUCUGUCAAUUGUGGUUAACAUUCAAUAGAAUAUUUUUUUUUUUCAAGAUUCCUAGACUGUCAAGAUUUUUAAUUCAAUUUAAAUACUCCCAAACUGUGACAUACAUUUUGGUGUAUUGUAUAUUUUGAUGCCAGUCACUUGAAAUGGCUAUUUAAUGUGAUAUUUGUUUUUUGAUAAAUAUUUUCAAGUAUUUGCUUUUCUGGAAUAUGUUUCUGCCAAUUAAGAGCAGUUUGUCUUCUUCAUGAAUAUCCUCCGUUCAACAGCAAUGAGAAGUGUUCUUGUCAUGGUACACACUACUUAUGCUCAGAUUAAAGAGCAUAGCAUCGCCUCUAUAUAUUCUGUUGCCAGUAAAUGGAAAGGAAUUUUUUCUGCUAAA